UGCGAGUUGGUGCACGAACAAGUGAGAUCUCUUCAGUUUAUCGAGUCCAAAAAAGAGGACGAGGCCCUCGUCCUUUCUUGUUGUUGUUGUUGUUGUUGUUGUUGUUGUUGUGCGUACCAGUGAAUGUGUGUGUGCGUGCGUGCAUGUGAGCGAGUGAGGGGUUUUGACUGCUGCCUCUUUCUCCUGCUCCCGCCAAUGGUACUGCUGUUGCAGCUGCUGACUCACUCAGGUCUUCAACCACAUCUGAACUUGUGCGUAUUUGCGUCAGAGAUUCCUUAAGAUUCUCCAUCUAGUAGCUGUAUACAUUUGAAUAUCGAAAAAGCGAAUCUUAUAUGUGAAUUUAGGCUGCAUCCCAGUGUUGAUAACGAAUGGUGCUUGUGAUAGUGAUCCAGUAAGGCCAUAACUGAAAGAGUGCGGUGUUAGUGGUUCUGCAAAAACGACAACGUUAUAACUCGUCAAGUCAUUGCCCACACACUUCUGGGAAGGAAAGAACUGGAAUAGCAAGAGCAAGAGGAGGAUGAGCCGAGGUCGGAAUGGCAAUUUGUGCUCAACUGGAUUGUAACCUCGAUCAUCGGCGGGUGUUUCAGGCCCCCAGAAAACCCAUGUCAGAUGCCAUCAGUUCCCAUUGGAGACCUCCUGGGCGACGACGGUGGCGAAGGAGGCUAACAAUCACCACAGCAAACCCAACCAGCUACGGCGACGGUGUAGCCAACACCAUCAACAUCCCCAGGGUUACCAAGCCACCAUCCUCUCAAAGUGUCAGAAGUUUAAGGAAAAGACAACCCUGGCGGAUCAGUUGGCAGAUGGGAUUGUGGGCUUGUCUGUUGAUUGGCAGUCUCUAUGGACCACUCUGCUUCGCCCACGAAGAGACUCUUGGCACAACUGUGAAGCUACAAACGUCAGAUUCUACUGUAACUCCCCCCACUCUCACAAGUCCGGCCGACCACCGAAAUGGUCGAAGUUCCAGUUCCAAUUCCACUCAAAUCAAAUUUGACAACUCUGAGUGGAUCCCAAUCACCGAGGCAUCCGCGGACCAAAUUGAGAUUAGCAGAGAAAAUUCAACCGCCUUCGGGGAAAAGGUGGCUGCAAGUACCCCCAGUAGUCAACUCAUUUCCAAUGAACCUGACCUUUUGGGAUCAUCGAGUACGGCGAGAUUGUCCUCAACCACUACCACCACUAAAGCCACAACCACCAAGAAAAAACCCACCCCAUCUCUGGUGGUAGAGUCUGACCUUGUGUCGGAACUGGAAAUUACCACGGCCAAAUUCGAGAGUGGGAAAAUUGACACCACUAAUCUUCCUGGUGAGGAUUUUGGCGAGGAUUCUCCCACGGCAUUGCGAGUGAACCUCGAUUUGGAGGAAGAAAACGAAGGUGGCGUGGAGGUGGAGAAAAUAAUCGAAGACGCAGGCGAUGAAGGCUCGACCAUUUCUAGAACCCCAAAAGCCUUUUCGGAAGCCGCAGAGGAUACGAAUGACGAUGGCGACGGCGAGAAUGAAGGGCCACUUUUUGGACGCAGGAUCAAGUCAUCAUACUCUCCAUCGCCUUCAGGGAGAGUCACGGCCGUUAAUCUCCGAACUUGGAAAGAAACGUCCACUUUAGACCUAAAUAAUGUGUCACUCAAUCGACAAAGGAAAAUUCAACCGUCUGUCUUGAGGGAGCGCAAGAUUUUCUUGGGGGCUCAGAACACCAAUAGGAAUUCUCCAAUUGGGACCAGAAGGAAAUUGGAUGACGAGAACAAUAGACGGGUUAGAAACCGUUUGGGAGAGUUUCCGACCAAUACAGAGGACGAAGAAGAAGAGGAGCAAAUCGAUGGGGAUGAUGAUUUGGAGGUCGAGACCAAUAGGGCAGUCAUUCGUUUGGUCUCAACUGUGUCCCCCAAGCCCUUUACUCAAGCUGAAUCCAAAGACACGACCGCAUCACUGAGUGCGAAAUCAGAGGCACCCACGGAAUCAUCUUUCACAGCAACAACGACCACGACUGCCCCAACCACUUUACCCACCAUUAGAAGUACUGAUGCGGUAGUAGAGGCAUCCAGAAAGUUACCCACCAUCUCCAUUGUCAGUGGGAGCUUCACUGGAGGCCGGAGAUAUUCCACAACACUCAAAACCACAAUCAAAGCCGCAGAUGUGGUCGAAGGUCAGCAAUCUACCAGUUACGGUAAAAAGAGAACUGUAGUGAGGAGGCUACCCAUUUGGAGCAAGCCUACUAAUGAGACUCCUCCAAACUCGACUGCGUCUUAUUCAAGGGAGGGUGGCCAAGUUGAAAAGAUGAAAACCCGCAUGAGAUUGAAGGACUCCUCAAUUGGUCACAUUCAGAGUAAAUUUCGAGCCAAUCCUCCUCAUCCCACCGUGGGCUCUUCCGCCGAGACCCCGGGCUCAGCUGCUCCCUCGGCUGUGAUUUUGAAGGACCUUAAAAUGUUGCGCAGAAAUCGCAUGCGCUCCAGGAUCACAACCCCAAGGGCUCCCACAAUACCAUUUUCCAACGAGCCAGACCGAGUUCCACGAAGGCCCGUGGAAUUACAAACAUCUGAGGGUAUAGAAGCAACUACAACGUCAACGACCACUCCAACAAAUUCUUCCACGCCUACAACUCCCUUCACUACUGUCGCAACAUCCACCACCACCGCAUGGAAGACUCCCAAGACUACAGCAAGAACUAUUAGCACUACUACAUCAAUGACAGAGGCAACGGUAACUGUGCCUUCUUCAACUACAACCGCAAAUGUAACCACUCCAAUCCCAAUCACAACCACGACCUCCUCAACAUCCACUAUCUCACAGCCUGAGUUGUCAACGUCUUCACCAGGAACAAAAAAAAACAAUAUGUUCGGACGUGGUGAUUUCGUUCCUGGGCCCCACAUUACAACCUCAUCGGGAGAGGUAAAUGCAAGUGAAUCGAAAAAUGACCAAGAAAGGCCACAGUCUCAAUCAGAUCUGGAGAGACAGGAUGGCAAAGCUAAGGUCGAUUCCCAAAGACCAGACAGCAUGAGGGAGGACCUCAUGGCCGCUAUUCGAAGAAAAAUAUCUGAAAAACGAAUUUCGUCACUAACGGACCAACUUGGGUCGGAUUCCAGGAACGAAAACUCCGAACGAAUCCCAGCGUCCAAGACAAAGGCUGAUGAACGGGAUGCGAAUUCUGUAAGAUCAACCGAACUUCCGGACAUUUAUCGACCAAUCCAGAAGCCGGAUACAACUUCCCUGCGGGCAGAUCCCAACUUUAGAGUCCCUCAAAAGCCUCGGGUUCAAUUUUUUUUGCGUCUUCCGAACCGAAAACCGGGGUCUGCGCCGGAGAAAAUAACUCACUUGUCCCAUAUCCAGGGCAAACUGGCGCGAUUGAACGCAGCCAUUACGGAGGGAUUAGCCAAUGAACGGCGAGAGCAGGAGUUAGCCCGACGCAGAGAAAGGUUCAAGGCCAAACGAAUUCAAGAAGCAGCGGAAUCUGAGCCUGAGAUAAGCAGAAACACGUUUGUCAAGAGUAACUCCAACGUGGUCUUGUCCAUUGGGCAACCUAACCCCAAUGAAGAAAACGCUACAAUAUCCCACACCCCCAGGUCUAGGGUGACCACUUCGACAAUGUCAUCGCCAAUAUCGUUGAAUUCGUCCCCAAGAAGCAUUUCCAGGGUCAUUUUACCGCCCAUGGAGAGAGCUCAUUACCUGGACGUAUUGAGGGAGCGGACCCGGGCCAAAAUUGCAGAAGAGACAACCAACACCUCCGUUGACCCUACCACUGGUACACCGGAAACCACAAUGACCAUGAUCAAAACAAGCACGAACACCCCAACUACUACCAUUACUACUACUGCAACAACAACUACCACUACUACUUUUACUACGACAUCAACAUUUACUACUUCUACUAGGUAUAUGUCACCCAUCACAACAAAUACCCAAAAGCCCAAAAGAACAACGGCCAAGUCGGUGAAGACCACGUCAAGGGCCACAAUGCCUCCGGUGCCCGUGACCACUCAAAAGAUUUUCGAAAUCCCCCCCAAUGUGGUCAAAGAGCAUCCCUCGUCCCAUUUCAGGCCUCAAGAGGCUUUAGAGAACAAUGAAUCAACACCAUCAAAUAACUCGGAUGAAGGGAUGAUGGUUUAUGCCAACAGCAAUUCCACUGCCACGGUUGGAGAAAGCUCAUCUGAGGCCAUGAUGAAUGAUAUUACUGGAACCACCAUCUACGUGGUUUGUGUCCUUCUCAUCAUUCCCUUGGCUGGUCUAGUCGCCUGGGGCAUACGAUAUGCCGUUAGGAAGAAGGACUUUUCAAAUUUGGAGAGUGGAUCGGAAACGGGUCUGAACUGUCCCAUUAAUGACGAGGAUAUGCUCCAGAUCAAUCAUGGGAAGACCAAUCCGGCAUUGAACAACAACAACAAUCGCACAACCAAUGUGGACGACUUUGAUGAUGAUGAGAUCGCCUCCAAUGGCGAGAUCAGCCAGCUCGACCAUGCUGAGGUGUCAGAAAUUCUAAUGAAAGGCCCUUGGCAAUACGAUCGGCAAAACCUGAGACUCCUCACAGUCUUGGGAGAGGGAAACUUUGGGAAGGUAUGGAAAGCUGAGGCUGACAAUAUCUGUGGUUAUGAGGGAACCAUUUUGGUGGCCGUGAAGACUGCUAAAGAGGGCGCCCCUCAGAAGGAGGUCGGGGAUUUGCUUCAAGAGAUGAAAAUAAUGCAAACAAUUGGGCCUCAUCCGAACGUGGUCACGUUAUUGGGCAUUGCCGUAGAAUCGGAGCCAUAUUUAUUGAUCAUGGAAUACGUGAUGUAUGGGAAACUCCUCCAACACUUGCGUGACCAGAGAUCCAAACAAACAAACUUUUUUCAAUUCUCAUCCGCCGAGCAAGGUGUCGACGAUCUGGGCACUUUGCAGGCCAAGGAUCUGACCAAGUAUGCCUAUGGCGUGGCCAAGGGUAUGGAAUAUAUCGUGUCCAAAGGGAUUAUCCAUCGCGAUCUGGCGGCACGAAAUAUCUUGAUCGAUCAUAAGAAGGUGUGCAAGAUCUCGGACUUUGGGCUUUCCCGUAACCUGAGCGACACUGGAAGUGAGAUGUACGAACAAAAGACCAAGGGUGCUCUACCCAUUCGAUGGAUGGCUCCGGAAUCGCUCUACUUCAGUGUAUUCACGCCCAAAUCCGACGUGUGGAGCUUCGGAAUCCUCAUGUGGGAAAUUGUCACUUUAGGGUCCACUCCUUAUCCCGGAAUGGGUGCCAGGGAGGUGAUGCGACGCGUUCGGGAUGGCUACAGAUUGGAACGGCCUUCGCAUUGCCAUCCGGACCUGUACAAGAUCAUCGCCAAGUGCUGGUCCGGCGACAUGAACAAGCGGCCAGAUUUCACCGAAUUGCGACAGGAACUGGCCAAACUGCUCGAGGAUCAACAAGGCUAUAUUGACCUUCAAAACAUCCCCGAGAACAAAUACUAUAGUAUGACUCAGAACAGCAACGAGGAGGAGAAGCUCUAAAGAUUGGCUGGCGGCUUCUUCCAUGAUCCCUGGAGCCAUUUGGCCCGGGCCUGCAUGACUUGUCAAACGUGACCCCCAAUCCAAUCUGUAAUCGAGAUGAAAGAUGAAGCGGAGUGUGGAAACCACUGAUCCAAGAAGCUCUCGAUGUCCUUUUAGACGCCAAACCUCCCUCUUCUUUCACUGGGCCGUUUCAUUUCCUAUGAAGAAGAUCAACCCACUAGCCAGUCAGCCAUCAAGCAUGAGUGCCGGCCAGCUAGCUUCGAAUUACCAUACGAGCUCAAUGAACUGCAAGGGAAGGGCAGGAAUGUCAAAUCAAUCUGUGAUGAUAGCUCCACUGCCAUAAGGGGGCUAUCUAGUCUCAUCAUUCUUUUGUAAAUACUACAUGCUACAUUCACACAUCCAUUCCACAUACCAGAAGGUGUGCGCACACACAUCCAUCCAGUCACAAUCAUGAAUAUAAUUGUAAAACAUACUUAUAUUUAUACAUUGCCCAGUGCUCAUGGUGUCGUGCAUACAAUAAAGAUUCUUCUUAAAUAAAGAUUGAAAACUGA
This is a messenger RNA of Tigriopus californicus, 5992 nucleotides long. Its product is annotated as mucin-2-like. Gene Ontology annotation, molecular function: transmembrane receptor protein tyrosine kinase activity; ATP binding. Gene Ontology annotation, biological process: positive regulation of kinase activity; multicellular organism development; protein phosphorylation. The transcript has 12 exons. NCBI's taxonomy places the organism in Eukaryota, Metazoa, Arthropoda, Copepoda, Harpacticoida, Harpacticidae. Gene Ontology annotation, cellular component: signaling receptor complex. The coding region runs from base 534 to 5441 and encodes 1635 amino acids. The record is from RefSeq and is a predicted model, not a curated record.